AUGCUGACCACUUACCCAAGACCAUGUGAAAAAUGCGGAAAAACGUGCAAAAACAGAUUCGACUUUUUCCGUCAUAAGAAAUAUUGUGCAACAAAUGUUAAACUUCCAUGUUUACAUUGUGACAAAUUGUUUUCAAGGAAGGACGCGAUGAAGGCUCAUGUCUGCAACUUUCACUCUGAGGCAGCCAAACGAAAAGCGUCCGUGAAUGAUGAAGUAGACCGUUUGGAACUCUUGCAUGCUGACAAAGUUCCACGUUUGAACGUUGAAAGCCAGACAGGUUGCGCAGUAAUGACACGUGGUACCAAACGUGAGAACGAAGAAGAAGACUCCAAAAACAAUGUGAAAGAAUCUAAACCAGACGACACAGAUCAAACACUAGAUACUACGGAGGAAAAUGGUGGCGGGCCAAAUCCACUCUUUGUGGCGGAUGUGAAGAAAUUGGGACCAGCGAAACGCUGGAAAAACAAUGCCGUAGUCAAUCAAAAAUUUAUUCUGACCUUAGACCAACAACGCGCCGCUAAAGAUCACGAAGAUUUGAAUAUUGCAGCAACCCAUGCUACAGCAACCGCAACAGAUAAUCUGAUGAUGAAUUGA
Molecule: messenger RNA, 594 nt
Organism: Porites evermanni
Lineage: Eukaryota; Metazoa; Cnidaria; Anthozoa; Scleractinia; Poritidae
Source: the annotation of a GenBank genome assembly